This is a messenger RNA of Zasmidium cellare ATCC 36951, 948 nucleotides long. RefSeq lists its product as uncharacterized. The transcript has a single exon. Gene Ontology annotation, molecular function: peptidase activity. The record is from RefSeq and is a predicted model, not a curated record. Lineage: Eukaryota; Fungi; Ascomycota; Dothideomycetes; Mycosphaerellales; Mycosphaerellaceae. Gene Ontology annotation, biological process: proteolysis. Bases 1 to 948 code for a protein of 315 amino acids.
AUGGACUUGAAGCCGAGCAAAGACGACAAAGUGCCUGUCAAGAUUCCAGCCAUCGCUGACACAGAAACAUCUACCAGCUACAAGGUAUUCGGUGACCUCGAAAAUGGUACACACCCUCUUCUGGUCCUCCACGGUGGUCCCGGAUCAGCUCACGAAUACAUGAUCACCUUUGCAAACCUCUCGGACCGAUAUGGCAUCCCCGUCGUACUCUAUGAUCAAGUCGGCUGCGGAGCUUCGACGCACCUUCAACAGUUCGCCGGUGAUACUUCACUUUGGAGCGAGCGCACCUUCAUCACAGAGCUGGAAAACCUCAUCGACCAUCUAGGCCUUCGUAAGACGGGAUUCAAUAUUCUGGGGCACAGCUGGGGUGGGAUGUUGGCGGCAGCAUAUGCGUCAAGCCGUCCGAAUGGUCUCCAUCGCUUGAUAUUGGCGAGUGCACCAGCUGAUGUAGUGACUUAUAUGGCUGGAGUUCGAUCCCUGUACGAGAAGUUUCCUCGUGACCUUCGCAAAAGUAUCGAGGAUGCCCAACGAACAGACGACUAUAGUAGUCCGGAAUACAAGGCCGCGGCGCAGCUUUUCCUCGAAACACACUACUAUCGCCUCAAGCCAUUUCCUCCACCGGAAUUGGAGAAGCGCAUGGAAUAUCAAGCCACCAACCCCACUCCUUAUCGAUCCAUGUUUGGCCCGUCUGCGCUGACCUGCACCGGCACUUUGAAGAAUUGGGAGUGCGCCUCGCGGGUCUCCAAUAUAAAUGUGCCCACUCUCGUUUACAACGCAGAAUUUGACAGCACCACAGACGCGGCGGUGGCACCAUUAUUUGAAUUCAUCCCACGCGUUCGCUGGAUCACCUUUCCGGGGGGAGGCCACAUGUGUCAUUUGGAAGGAGACCUGCGAGAGAAAGUGCUUACAGCCGUUCAUGACUUCUUGGUGGCGGGUAAGACGAAGUGA